AUGAAUAUAGAUGAGGCACAUUUGCUUUUUGAUGAUAAGAAAGGUCAUGAGAGGAAAAGUUUAAAAAUAAAUCUGUUGAAUCUGAUGGUUGUUGUGAAAGAAGAAGCAAUUUCAGAGAUGAGACGAGAAUUUGAUCAAGAAAAUGAUUUCGUCUCUACAAAACAAUGUGAAUGUAGGAAUGGCAAUCAAUUCUGUGGAGAGUCUUCAAUAAUAUCAGAAGAAAAAGUAUUUUAUUUUUUAUUUUUUAUAUUUCUCAUCGUUAUGUCAAAAGCAAGCAACAAGAGUGGAUCGGAUUUUAAAAGCGAUUGCAGAGAAUAUAUCAACGAACAGUAA
Messenger RNA from Clunio marinus, 333 nucleotides. NCBI's taxonomy places the organism in Eukaryota, Metazoa, Arthropoda, Insecta, Diptera, Chironomidae. The record is from the annotation of a GenBank genome assembly.